AUGGCUACCACUAUAUCACCAAGCACUUAUACCCCUUUACGAUCGGUCAGCCUAGAUCGACUUCUAGCGAAGGACCCGGAGUCAAUCCAAGAGCUUCUACAGGGCGCGCAAAGCCCCGGGUUUUUCCAUGUGGACUUGCGAGGAGUCGCUGGAAAGCAGAUACGAGCGGAUCUGGCGCAGGUGUAUCAAGUUACGAAAGAUUACUUCGAUCAACCGUCGCAGGCGAAGCAGGAGCACUUCAGGGCCGAUAUUGAUCGAGGGCAAGUCCACAAUCUAUACAAACCUGGCCAUGGGUAUCAAACCUUUGAACUCGCUCGCGAGGAGCUUGCAAGUUCCCAGUUAGCCUGUCCGGGUCAGCUUGCAACCCACAAGGAGUUGUUGACGCGCUUCACCGCCGACUGCCACGAUCUAGCCCUGACGCUCGUACGCAAUCUAUCAGACGUGUUGGGCCUCGCUGGUGAUGCCCAUCUAGAGACAAGCCACUCAGACACCCAGAGCAAUGACUCGGGGUUAAAACUGAUUGAGAUCCCGACUGUCGAGCGGAUGGAUGAAUUCCCAGAUACGACACACACUGACAACGGCACUCUGACCCUUCUAUGGAGCACGGAAAUGGCAAGCCAGAUCUGUGACCCGAUCACCGGAGAGUGGGGAUGGGCUGAGGAGCGAGAUGGACACGUUCUAGUCAAUGUGGCUAAUUCGCUUCAGAAGCAAACCGGUGGCAGACUCCAUUCCUGCCUCCACAAGGUGGCGCAGCCUAGUGAUGGCGCUCAUGAACGAUACAUGGUUAGCUAUUACUUGCGCCCAAGCGCUAGAUGA
Aspergillus fijiensis CBS 313.89 is the source of this 816-nucleotide messenger RNA. Its product is annotated as putative oxidoreductase, 2OG-Fe(II) oxygenase family. The transcript is spliced from 3 exons. The record is from RefSeq and is a predicted model, not a curated record. Bases 1 to 816 code for a protein of 271 amino acids. NCBI's taxonomy places the organism in Eukaryota, Fungi, Ascomycota, Eurotiomycetes, Eurotiales, Aspergillaceae. Gene Ontology annotation, molecular function: dioxygenase activity.